Chiloscyllium plagiosum (whitespotted bambooshark) is the source of this 1005-nucleotide messenger RNA. The record is from RefSeq and is a predicted model, not a curated record. NCBI's taxonomy places the organism in Eukaryota, Metazoa, Chordata, Chondrichthyes, Orectolobiformes, Hemiscylliidae.
AUGGUAAACAAAUUACUGAUUACUAUCCAACAUAAAGCAGGAACGUAUACAUUUAAACUGGUCUUUGAUCAAUCUACACAAGUGGUGAAUGAGACAAUUGUAUUCCAGGAAACCAACCAAUUAAUGAGAGAGAAAGUGGGAGACAAAAUGUCAAAACUGGCAGAUCUCAGUUUAGAGGAAUUGAGUUCUCUUCCAGAGCAGAAGGAUUGGCGUGAUGAUAAUUAUGUUACAGCCGUGAAGGACCAGGGCCAGUGUGCAUCGUGCUGGGCCUUUUCUGCAGCUGCAACGAUGGAAGGACAACUGUCCAAUACAACCAACGACCUCCUCUCACUCAGUGAGCAAAACCUUGUGGAUUGUGCAAAAAGCUAUCAGAAUCAAGGAUGCAAUGCUGGAUGGGUGCAUCGUGCUUUGGAGUACAUUCGUGACAAUGGAAUUGAAACUCGUGGAACAUACCCCUACGUAGCAAAGAAGCAAGCUUGCACAUUUGAUUCAGCAAAUUCUGUUGGAACACUGUCCCGUUACGUUGAUAUUAAGAAUCUGGAAGAGACAGAAAUAAUGGAGAUAGUGGCAAAACACGGACCAGUGGCUGUACAUGUUUACAUGAGUGAUGCAUUCUUGAAUUAUAAAGAUGACAGCAUUUUUGAUGAUACUAACUACAAUGGUGAAAUACCUAACCAUGCUGUGACAAUAGUGGGCUACGUGAAUAAGGUUAAUGAAAAAUAUUGGAUCAUUAAAAACAGUUUUGGAACCAGCUGGGGUCACAAUGGCUACAUGAAGAUGAUUAUGUUCAAGAACAUGUUAAGAGUAACCGACAGAGUCUUCUAUCCAAUAAUCUAACAAUAUGUGCCUCAAAAAGAUACAGUCAACGUGUUGAGGAAGCAGCUUCUGGAAAAACUCUAAGAUUUUACUGUUUUGAGGGUAGUGCUUUAAGGGGUUGUGGAAUAAAUCUUUUCUGUAGCUAAGUAUGAUUUCCUGGUGACUCUGUACCAUUGAAGUUGAAAAACA